Messenger RNA from Python bivittatus (Burmese python), 4524 nucleotides. It is a transcript of the gene MDC1, whose product is annotated as mediator of DNA damage checkpoint 1. Gene Ontology annotation, molecular function: protein binding. Lineage: Eukaryota; Metazoa; Chordata; Lepidosauria; Squamata; Pythonidae. The record is from RefSeq and is a predicted model, not a curated record. Gene Ontology annotation, cellular component: nucleus.
GGGCGCGCCCAGAAAGAGCGGUCGCCCUGUUUAGCUUUUAGGGUGCUCGGAGGAGGGGUGCAAGAAAGGAUGGAACAAACUCAGUUACUGGACUGGGAUGGAGAAGACGAUUCCACGGACGGGUCUGACGCUGCUGGGGAGACCCCCAAGCCGGUGGGCCGCCUGCAUCUGCUGAGCAGCAAGUACGGCCCUGAGAAAGAUUUCUGGAUCUACCCUGGCCAGAACGUCAUUGGUCGUUUGGAAAGCUGUCACAUCUGCUUGCCUGCUUCUUCUGUUUCCAAAACGCAUGCGGUGAUCGAGGUCCCCUCCUCCCACGGUCCCCACCUUUUGUACGAUCAGGGCAGCUUGAACCGGACUCGGCGCCAGCGUGUCACCUUGAUCCCACAGGUCCGGUACAGCCUUCAGGAUGGGGACACCGUACUCUUUGGUGAUGUGGGAUGUCAGUACUUCAUCCUGGUCCCGGAUGCUGGAUGUGAAUCCCCCGAGGACUCCAUGGUGGUGCCACCCACCCAGGAAAGAGUGGAGGCCAGUGCGUUGGCCAUUGAAGAAACACCUGCGCCGGGGAGGAGAAUGGGCUUUGGGCAAGUUCUGGUCCAGGACUCUGACAAGGAGGAUGAAGGGGAGGAAGUGGUGAAUGGGACAGGAAGCCACCUGUGUCACGCAGCAAGAGAUGGGUCUGAUUGCUCUAACAAAAAUGGCACAGGAGGACACGUGAGCGUGGCUUCUUUUGGAGUCUCCUCUCCCUCAGCUACGGUGGUGCCUGAAAGUGAUGAAGAAAGUGGAGACCCUCCCAUCAGUGGCCCAUCCUGCCCUGCUGUGCGCCUUUCCUUUGAGAGCCAGGAUACUGAACCUGGCCUGGUAGACAAUGGUGGUGGUCAUUCCUCCAACAGAGAAGACUCUGGAGACCCCACAGCUGAAGAAGAGGGAGUUUCCACAGACCAUGACCUGGCAGAAGGCUUCCAUUUGGACAGUGAUACAGAUGUAGAGGAUGAAAACCAAAUGGGUUGCACCUCUGAAGCGCCAAGAUCAUUGCACCCAGCAAAAAGUGAUAGGGGCCUAGAAGUGGACACUGACACUGAUCUGAGUGAGUCUUCAGUGAUGGCUCCAGGCACUAGUUGUCAAAAAGAUCCCCAAAUGGCAGUUGAGGUGGGCAGUGAUACAGAUGUGGAGGAGGCCGUAGAAAGUCCAGCUGUCUUGGGAUUAAAGCUCCCCUGUACUGCUGCUGAUCUUGGAGAUGAUGACACUGAUGUGGAAGCAGAAAUGGAAAAUCCAAGUGUUGUUUGUCCAGGAAGCCAUGAACCUGUUUCUCCAAAGAAGGAUGACUGCAAACAGUUGCAAGACAAUGUAGACAUUUCUUAUCCCCAGAGUGUCCAGCUUGGUGAGAAAAAGGAUGAUGAUACAGAUGUGGAGGAGGCUUUGGAUAAUCCAGAGGGUGGUGUGAAUGCCCUGUCUCCCACUGCACAUGAAGAUGUUGACACAGAUGUGGAAGACUCAUCCCUCAAGGGAGAGACUCCAGGUAGGACUGUAAAAAACCAUGUAGUUGGUGGAGACAGUGAUGGUGAUGAUACUGAUGAGGAAGUGAUUAAACCGGGGCUGGAGAAUUCAGAAGUUGCUUGUCCUCAGAGGACCUGCUCUUCAAAUGGAAAGGAUAGCAGCACAAAUAUGGAAGAGAUCUCCCUCAAGAGGAUUGUGCCAGAUGAUCAUAAGGUUGGUGAGAGACACGGUGAUGUGAUAGGGUCGACAAAGAAUUCUAAUGUUGAACCUGAGAUGAGUUAUGAAGUUGGCGACAAAUCUCCUAGGGAUUUAAGUAGGAAGGAGCCCUUGCCAAAGCCUGAGCAUCAGUACCUGCCCACGCUCUCUCUGGAUAGUGAUACAGAUGGGGAAGAGGAGGCUGGUAAUCCAGGUGUGGAGUCAAAGAAGAACCAGCAAGUCUCCAGUGCUGAGCCCAGCAAAGGAAGUAGGGUGAGCCACUUUGGGAAUCCAGAUAUUGGACCGCAGGAAAACUCUACAACUGUACAAGACAAGGACAGCAAUACUGAUGUGGAAGUGACAUCCUUGUGUCAUGAGAAAUCCAUGGCUCAAGGCAGUGAUACAGACACAGAGGAAGUUGCUGCAUCUUUACUAAGAAAGCCCCUAGAAGAGCAAGGCCCUCAGUUAAUAAUCCCAAUGAGAUCUCAGGUAGGAGGAGAGCAGCUGGGUUCUUCUGCAGUGGAAAUUGGAGUAUCCCUCAAAUCUUGUGAAGACAAUGAAGACACAGAUGUAGAGAGAGAGGAAUCCUAUUCAGCAGAUGAGAGCAACACUGAUGAUGAGCUUGAUUUGACCUUGCAGACAACACAGUGUUUCCUGCCAACGGAAACCACUCCUCCUAGAACUGAAAAAGCUGGAGGGAUCACAGCUACAGAUUCCAAGUGCACUGUGGAAGAGGAGCCCACUCAGGCAUUUGACUUCAAAUCACCCUUUUUACCCACCAAACUUCAACUUGGGAAUUUAUCCAGCUCUCCUUUGAAAGAUGAUGAUUCUGGCCCAGAAGAUGUCAUGCUGGAAGCUACUCAGCCCUUCUGCCAGGAGCCCGAGCCAACCUUAGAAGAGCCCCCCCAGGCUGUGGCUGGCAAGGAGAAGUUGGACAAAGAACUGUUUGUCCAGAACAACCAACCUGAAGGGGAGAAACUCUUUGAGCAGGUUCCCCAGCCUGGCCUUCCAACCUCGACCUCUCAGGGAGAAGAGACCACCAGCCUUCCAGGGGACAACCCUCUGCCCUAUACUGUGGAGUUGCCCUCUCUCAAGUCCUCGAAGACAGUAGGGGGCGCCUCCGAAGAGGAACCCCAGCCACUCCGCUCUGUGCAAAUUCCCCCUGUUGGCAGCAAGCGAUCCUUGACUCCACGGGAGGAGAAGCGGGUGGAGGAAGGGUGUCUGGUGGCCCCCGAAGGUGGAAGCACUUCAGAGGUGAUGCUGAUACAGAGUGAGGCAACUCCUGUGGACACCAAGGUGGAAGAAAACUCGGUGGUGGUGAGAGAAACAAGGAAGGCUAAGCAGGUGUUGGAGCCAGCCCAGGAGGAACCCGCUUCCACAGUGUCCUCUGUCCGUGGGCAGCGGCGCAGUUUGCGAUCUUCAACCUCUUCUGCUUCGUCCACCCCUGGCCCAGAAAGACGAAGCCUCCGCCAUCACGGAUCUGGGGCCAUCGCUGCGUCCAGCAAACCGGCUGCCCCAGAGACCAGGCGGAGGGGCCUGCGGCAGCUUAGCAAUGCCGGUCAGCAAAAGGGAGAGGUGAAGGAGAGGCCAGAACCGCCUGGAGAAGAGGGGCCCAGGAAGAAGCCCAGGAAUGGAGACCUGACCACUGCUCCUGUCCAUCAAGGCCGCACUAGGGGCUCGCAGAGGGAAUCCAGGGCGGCCAGCAAGGUUACUGAAGGAGCAACAGCUGCGUCUGGCAGCCCUGUGGCCAGGGAGCCAGCAAAGCGGGCGAGGAGGGCUCCUGCUCCCAACCCUGGGCUAGAAGAGCAGCCGGGGCUUCCAAGGACCCGGGCCAGCAAGCGCUUAAGCAGCAGCGGCACUUCCGUCAGCACACCGAGCCCAAGGGAUUCUGGGAAAGAUGCCAAGGAACCAGGCCUGUCUACUCCGUCUUCUGGAAGGAGGUUGCCGCAUCACAGCCCAGGGAGCAAACCAACAGGUCAAAGAGCUUUGUCCUGCAACCGCACCCGACGCUCCACUGGAUCUGGCAGCCCUGCCCCCAAGGUGCUGUUCACAGGUGUGAUUGAUGAGGAAGGGGAGCGUGUAGUGGCUGAAUUGGGGGGCUGUCUAGCAGAAUCUGUCUUUGACUGCACCCACCUCGUGACGGACCGCGUACGCCGCACGGUCAAGUUCCUGUGUGCUCUUGCUCGUGGAAUCCCCAUUGUGACCCUUGACUGGCUGGAGAAGAGUAGACGGAAUGCUUUUUUCCUGGCACCAAGCAGCUUCCUUGUUCGGGACCCUGAGCAGGAGAAGAACUUGCGGUUCAGCCUCUCCACGUCGCUGCAGAAAGUACAGCAAAACGGGGGCCUGUUCCAGGGCUACGAGAUCCAUGUCACUCCUAACGUGAAGCCAGAACCAGAGCACAUGAAAGACAUUGUUAAGUGCAGUGGUGGGACAUUCUUACCGAGAAUGCCUCGAGCCUAUAAGGACAAACGUAUUGUGGUUUCCUGCCCUGAGGACUUGGCCCGCUGCAAACCAGCACAGGAGGCAGGAGUUCCCAUCGCCAACUCGGAGUUCAUCCUGACGGGUAUUCUGCAGCAGAAGGUGGACUUGGAGGCUCACCGCCUGAACGGCAACAGCGGCCCUUCUGCUACCUCCAGCCCCGUUGGUCCCUCUACCAGGACCGGCAAGAGGAGGGCAGCCGCGCGGACGGCCCCAGCCCCACCCAGCACAGCCAAGAGACGGCGCUGAUCCCAAAGUGCAGCAUUGCCUUAAAAUUGUACAUAUGUUUUUUUUUAUAUAGCUGCCAAUAAAAGGGGUAUGAAAAGGACUGAUGAUUUUGGAAUGGGGUCUUAAGAG